This is a messenger RNA of Iphiclides podalirius (scarce swallowtail), 2046 nucleotides long. Lineage: Eukaryota; Metazoa; Arthropoda; Insecta; Lepidoptera; Papilionidae. The record is from the annotation of a GenBank genome assembly.
AUGGAAAACGUGAACGCUCUGCUGCCUCUUCUGACCGAUGGCUAUGAUGAUAAAACAAUCUUUUUGUUGAAAGUUAUUCACAAGUAUCUCAAAGAUGAUUUACUUAGAUGUUUAUUACCAGAGGAUGAAAAUGGGUUUCUGUCAAAAUGCUUGGAUAUUAUGAAACCAGGGAUGUGUUUGGUGUGCAGAUUAUUUUGGCGACAAAGAGGCUGGUAUAGAAGAAAUGACCUCAAGAAGAUUUUUGAUAAUACAUGUGCAAUAGAUGAUCCACAUUUAGAAAUUAUUAUACAUUCAUUAAUACAAAUUGGCUGCCUUGAGUCCUCUGAGAGUAGUGAUAGCACCAAAAUUAUCAUGGACUUUGAUGAUUAUGUUCAAGUAUUGAAACUUGACGAACUGAAGGCAAUUUGCAAGGAGUUGAAAUUGAAAGGACAGAAUAAAGCACAACUUAUUAAGUCUUUGAAAAGCUUUAGUUCCCAGCAAUUUAAUAUAAGUAACUAUUUUAUUGGUCUGAACAGUAACAAUGCAAGUAGAGUAAUGAAAAGGCUGCGGGUGAAGACUGGGUCCUGCUAUAGACUAACGGAGAGAGCUCAUCGCACAUUAACAAAGCUGUUGUAUCUUAUGUACUUAGGUAUGGAUUAUGCAAUGAUCAGAGAAAAGAAGUUAGAACUAUUGCUUCUCAAUGAUAAAGUUAAAAAAGAAACAUAUCCUAUUGGUGAUGACAUGCCUAUAGACAAUGCUGGUGUUGUAUUCAGUAAUAAAGAUGAAUUCGAAAGCUAUUUUAAUGCAUGUCUAUUGCUUGAGAGGUGGGAAGAAGCACAGAAUUUGACUGACAAAGUCGAAAUAAUCGGAAAAGUGUAUGACACGUAUCGGAAAAUUGGUGAGGAUAAAAUGAUACGCUACAAAUCGCUGCCGCCGUGGCUGCGCAGGUUCACGCCGGCGUACUUGUUCGUUCGCGUAUUGGAAGGCGGCGUCCAGGAGUUGAAGAGGACCAAGGAGGCGGGCAACGUCUCGCUGGCGGCGGAGAUCGUCGCCGAGCUGCUCUCCCAGCGCGCCUUCAGGCAGCACAAGCGGCCCGACUGGUACGCCGAGAGGGCGCUGCUGUUGCACAACCACUUGGGCUGCCACGACGCGGCGGCGGAGGUGCUGCUGGAGGGUCUCAGGUCGGACCUGACCGAGGAAGCGAAGCAGGCGAUGCAGCCGCGCGCGCUCAAGCUGGCCACAAUGAGGUCGAACCGCAUAAGCCAGCUCCUGAGGGGGGAGUUGGCUGUGCUCGCCACCGGCAACGCCCUCCGCGAGGUGGAUUUCGACGCGCACCACAUACACCAGAAGCCGAUGGAACGAUUCAACAAUAGGGGGAAGAUCAAAUUUGAGACGCGAUCAGUAACAGGCGAGCGCAUUUUCCUGGAGGCGGAGCAGUUCUGCAUCAGGCAUUACAUUAGCAGGGGAGACUUUACCCACGGCGAACAUUGGGAAGGCAGGCUGGUAACGACAAUCUUCUUCCUACUUUUCUGGGACAUAAUCUAUAUGAGGCUGCCCGGUGUGCGGGGAAUAUUCCUCACCAAGUUCUCCAUGUACCCGCAAGACAUGUUCACCGACAGCUUUUACGUGAACAGGAAGACGUUGAUUGACGAGAGACUGGCGACCAUAGAGAAUAUGGAAGAGGACGAGCUCGUGAAGACCAUGAAGGAGACAUGGGACAGCCGGCCGGAAUCCGAACGUUCGGGCAUAGAGCGCGCCCUCGGCUGGGAGAGAGUGGAUGCGGUCGGCCGUUGCCUCGGCGGGAGGGGAGUGGCCUCUCUGUGCCGCCGGCUGGCGCUCAAUUUCCGCUACGCCAACUCGGGAUUCCCCGACCUCACGCUGUGGAACUCGACCACCAAGCAGAUAAUGUUCGUAGAGGUGAAGACCGAUUCGGACACGCCGUCGGUGAAGCAGCUACAGUGGCUACGCUACCUACGCGAGUGCGGUCUACGCGUCCAGCUCUGCUACGUGGGCGCCGACACUACGCGGCAACGCGCGCGUGGGCCCCACUGCGAACUCGACGAAGAG